Messenger RNA from Lachancea sp. 'fantastica', 1413 nucleotides. Lineage: Eukaryota; Fungi; Ascomycota; Saccharomycetes; Saccharomycetales; Saccharomycetaceae. The record is from the annotation of a GenBank genome assembly.
AUGAAGGAAACUGGCAAUCAAGGCCAGAACACAAACAAUACAUCGAGACAUGCCUCUAUUGUAGAACUUUUGUCUACGCCGCCAGCAAUUGCGCAACAGCCCUCAACAGCAAUGGAAUUGGAAUCUAUCUCAUUAUCGCGCAACGCUAGUGCAACGUCUUUGGACUCGCAAAUGAGCUCAACCACGUCGUGUCUCACCAAAGUUCACGCUCAAAAAUGGCAACAUAUCCAGCUUUCGCAGCUGAUAGAAGAAAACAAGCUUGUCACGGUGGAUGGAUCCUUGUCCGUGGAAGAAGCUUUCAACACGCUGGUGCGUCACAAUCUCACGUCUUUGCCCGUGGAACAAUCCUCAAACGACAUAAACUGCUUCACUUUUGACUACAACGACCUCAACUCGUAUCUGCUGCUGGUGCUGAAUAAAAUUCAAGUAAACGACCCACAAGUGGCGCGCGAUUGUCAAAUGGGGAAACCGGUUCCAGUGGGCCAAAUCGUUAAGCUAACGCCCAAAAAUCAGUUCCAUAAGCUACGCGAAACCGACAAUCUCAGUAUGGCAAUGGGUAUACUCGGGUCUGGCGUCCACAGAGUGGCCAUCACAGACCCUGGAAGCACCCAAAUCAAAGGUAUCUUAUCUCAAAGACGUCUCAUCAAAUAUCUAUGGGACAACGCCCGCCAAUUCAGCAGCUUGCAACCGCUGCUGAAUUCCAGCUUGAAGGACUUGGGAAUUGGUGUGCUGGACACUCAAAUGGCGCCAACAAGCCGGCAAUCUCGUGUCAUAUCCAUACAGGGCGAGGAACAGCUUAUAAUGGCGCUUUACAAAAUGCAUACCGAGCGUAUUUCGUCGAUCGCUGUCGUGGACAACCACGGAAACCUCUUGGGCAACAUCAGUGUCACGGACGUGAAACACGUCACUCGCACUUCCCAGUACCCGCUUCUGCAUAACACAUGUCGCCAUUUUAUCUCAGUCAUUCUCAACAGUCGUGGUCUUGAAAUGGGGAAGGAUUCUUUCCCUAUUUUCCACGUGUACCCUUCGAGCUCUUUAGCAAGAACGCUGGCCAAACUCGUCGCCACCAAAGCUCACAGAUUGUGGAUUGUCCAGCCUGAGAACUCUGCGGCCUCAACACCUUCUUCUGCCAUAUCGGGCUCACCACAGUCCACCUCGUUGAAUGCUCACGCCAGUGGGAAUGAUCAUGAAGUGCCCAACAGAAGUGGUUCCCCGAUAAGUGUGAAAAGUUUUGAGGAAAACACAGCACAGGCUACAAGCACACCAUUAUUUGAAAAAGAAUACCGCACGGGAAAACUUAUCGGAGUGGUUUCAUUAACAGACAUUUUGGGGCUUCUGGCAAGGCGACAAACCGAACACAAGCAGGUGGAUCCGCAGGCCGCCAGAAGACAAAGAGGCAGUGUUGGUGUGUAA